Messenger RNA from Paramecium tetraurelia, 645 nucleotides. RefSeq lists its product as uncharacterized. Lineage: Eukaryota; Ciliophora; Oligohymenophorea; Peniculida; Parameciidae. The transcript is spliced from 3 exons. Gene Ontology annotation, molecular function: sequence-specific DNA binding; DNA-binding transcription factor activity. The record is from RefSeq and is a predicted model, not a curated record. Gene Ontology annotation, biological process: regulation of DNA-templated transcription.
AUGGAUUAAAACAAAUCAAAAUAUACUAUUCCGUCUUUCAUUAUUAAAUUGCAUGCCAUAUUAGAAGACUUAAAUAAUUCGUUAAUAAUCACAUGGACACCACAAGGAGAUGCCUUUAUUGUUUUAAAUCCCGAAAUAUUGGAACAAUAAAUACUUCCUUAACAUUUUAAACAUAAUCAUUUUACUUCCUUCUUGCGAUAGUUGAAUAUGUAUGACUUUUAGAAGAUUCGAAACCAGAACAAUUAACAAGUGUUUUGGCAUUAAAAUUUCUUAAAAGGAAAAGAACAUCUCUAAGUUUUGUUGAAAAGAAGUUAGAACAAAUUGCAAUAAAAGCAGAGGUUUGAUCAUUAAUGCUAUUAAACAUUUUUGAUAGAUGAAAUCACUUCUAUAAAAUAAAAUUUAAAAUAAGAUGAAUAAUAAUUCACUCAUAUUAUUAAUUAGCACGAGAUCAUAUUAUAACAGCAUAAAUAAAUAUAUUUAGAUUUACAAUAACAGAGGGAGUCAAUGGAAAUUAAAUACGAGAAAUUGAAUGGACAGGUUUAGGCGAUUAUAAGUUGGUAUAAAGUAGAUUCGACUAGUUAAUAUUUUGAAAGCUGUUCUUAGGAGGAAGAACAAUCAGAAUAUUUUUGUUCCUAAAAUCUCUGA